AAUUAAUUCUUUUAAAUAAUCAACAAUUGACAGUAGAAAAAACCAAAUUAAAUGCUGGUGAUAAAUAAUGUCAUUUAAAAAAAAUAAAAACAAGGCUUAACUUUUAACGUCCCGUAAACAGUGAAGUGAAUUAACCAAGUGUUAUUGGUUUUAUUACAUUUUAUAGUUUGUAAAACUGUUUUAUCGUUGCGUUUUGUUCAACAUCAAGCAAAAUUGUAGAACUGUGCUGUCGGUAGCAGGACAACAUGCCGUUCAUCGACAUAGCAUUCGCGGCGGAGGUGAGCCGGUUCGAAGACCCAGAGUUUGAAGAACACGCGCGCCGCAACUGCAACGAGGACCCUCGCACGAGACAGUACGCGAUGGAAGAGCUCCGGAAUAUGGUGUACGAAAGAGGCGAGUGUCACCCGCGCCGCAUGGAUGAUGCAUACCUUCUCAGAUUUCUGCGGUGCCGACGGUUCAUACCCGCUCUAGCGCACAAGCUUAUGGUCCGUUAUGAAGAGUUUAGAAGAAAGAACUCAUAUCUAUACGACUGUAGCGCGUUCGGUCUGCAGAAGGUGAAACAUGUGUACGGCGGCACUUUACCAGAGAGCCCCGUCAACGGACGAAUCACUCUUAUGAGGUUCGGUAAAUGGGACACAGAAGCUGUGCCGAUAGUAGAUGUGGUGAGAUGCGCACUUAUCAUGGACGAGAUAGCUGUAAUGCAGCCAAAGCUGCAGAUCCUCGGCGUCACCAUCAUCGUUGACCUGGAGGGGCUGAGCGUGAGACACGUGCGCCAUCUAACGCCCACAAUCGCGGGACAGAUCGUCAGCCUGAUGGGGGUCAACUUUCCUCUUCUAAUGCACGGCUUGCACAUAAUAAACUACAACUGGUUCCUCAACACUUUCUUCUACGUGUUCAAGCAGUUCAUACCGAGCGCCGCUUGGGGCCGCAUGCAUUUCCACGGAUACGACAUGUCAUCUCUCCACAAACACAUCGACCCUAGUUCUCUACCUCCGGAAUACGGUGGUACAUGUCGACAUGUUAUAUCCACAGAAGAAUGGUUAAGAAAAGUCAACAUGUAUAAAGACGAUUUUAUGGUACAAGAGUUGAGGGAUCUAGGAUUUACUGUUGAGGACUAGGAAAAUAUAAACUUAGAGUAAUUAUUAAAAUCACCAAGGACGACUCUUGAAGAUAUGUGCAUUCAAUGUGCAUUUUUAUUUUGGAUAAGUUUACAAAAACAAAUUUAUUAACUUGAGAAAGGCUGCGUUGGUAUUUGAAG
Molecule: messenger RNA, 1258 nt
Organism: Papilio machaon (common yellow swallowtail)
Lineage: Eukaryota; Metazoa; Arthropoda; Insecta; Lepidoptera; Papilionidae
Product: alpha-tocopherol transfer protein
Exons: 6
Coding region: 246-1118 (290 amino acids)
Cellular component (GO): membrane
Molecular function (GO): phosphatidylinositol bisphosphate binding
Source: RefSeq, a predicted model, not a curated record